Messenger RNA from Aspergillus pseudoviridinutans, 588 nucleotides. RefSeq lists its product as uncharacterized. The transcript is spliced from 3 exons. Lineage: Eukaryota; Fungi; Ascomycota; Eurotiomycetes; Eurotiales; Aspergillaceae. The coding region runs from base 1 to 588 and encodes 195 amino acids. The record is from RefSeq and is a predicted model, not a curated record.
AUGGCUCCUUAUAUCAGAACGACCAUAUUUGAUGCUCGAUUGCUCCGCGGCCUAGCAGGCACUACGGUCACCACAUAUGACCUUGCCUCAGACGGUGCGUCACCAGAAUCUACCUCCCGGACGUGGGUCAUCACGGAGAAACUCGCGGAGAGGGCAGUUCCUAUGACAGAGCACGAUGUCAGAAUGGGCCGCGGGUCUCUUCAAACAGUUGGCAAGCCGUUCCCCCUGGAGGCCUUUAAACUAUUGCAGAGUGGACGCUGUAGCGCUGUUCCUCGCUUCCUUGGCCACGCGGAAAGAAUACAAGGAGAGCACGACCUCCUUCCUGGCGGCUACAUUAGAUACUUUGUGUGGGAAAAGGUCCCUGGUGAGCCUCUGACAGAGGAAUUCUUCUGGGGAUUGGAUGACGCCGCACGCGAAGACAUCCGUUCCAAGUUCCGUGCCGCCUAUAAUCGCAUUUCGGGUUUCCGAAGGGGAUGGCCAAUUAUCGACCGACUUGAAUGGUCAGAGGCUUGUUACGUCGAGUAUGGACUAGCGAAGCCAAGCAAAGAGACAGACUGGUACCUUCACCCGGAAAAAUGGGAGUGGUGA